GGUUGGGGGACAGCAGAGACUAAGCAGCAUAAGACCACACAGUCGUGACAGCAAACGGCCGUUUUAGGAUACCGGGCAACUGAGAGGAGCUUUUUGUGUCCUCCAUCAUGGCGAGUGACUCUCCAGCUCGGAGUCUGGACGAAAUCGACCUCUCCGCUUUGAGGGAUCCUGCUGGCAUCUUUGAGUUGGUUGAGCUGGUGGGAAAUGGCACGUAUGGACAGGUCUACAAGGGUCGCCAUGUUAAGACUGGGCAGCUGGCAGCCAUCAAGGUCAUGGAUGUCACCGGGGAUGAGGAAGAGGAGAUUAAAGCAGAAAUUAACAUGCUGAAGAAGUACAGCCACCAUCGGAACAUCGCUACCUACUACGGAGCUUUCAUCAAGAAAAACCCUCCUGGCAUAGAUGAUCAGCUAUGGCUGGUCAUGGAAUUCUGUGGAGCCGGCUCGGUGACAGAUUUGAUCAAGAACACCAAGGGCAACUCUCUGAAAGAGGAGUGGACUGCUUACAUCUGUCGAGAGAUUCUCAGGGGUCUGACUCAUCUCCAUCAGCACAAGGUCAUCCACAGAGACAUCAAGGGACAGAACGUCCUGCUGACUGAGAACGCAGAGGUCAAACUAGUGGACUUUGGUGUUUCGGCCCAGUUGGACAGAACUGUCGGAAGGAGGAACACAUUUAUCGGGACGCCAUAUUGGAUGGCACCAGAGGUCAUCGCCUGUGACGAGAACCCCGACGCCACAUACGACUUCAAGAGUGAUUUAUGGUCAUUGGGGAUCACAGCAAUAGAGAUGGCUGAAGGAGCACCACCGCUGUGUGACAUGCACCCCAUGAGAGCCCUCUUCCUUAUCCCACGCAACCCAGCUCCCAGACUCAAGUCAAAGAAAUGGUCGAAGAAGUUCCAAUCAUUCAUAGAGAGCUGUCUGGUGAAGAGCCACGGCCAGAGACCCAGCACAGAGCAGCUCCUCAAACACCCUUUCAUCAGAGACCUGCCAAACGAAAGGCAGGUCCGCAUCCAGCUGAAGGACCACAUCGACCGCACCAAGAAGAAGAGAGGAGAGAGGGAUGAGACAGAGUACGAGUACAGUGGCAGUGAAGAAGAGGAUGAAGAAAGAGAAAUGGGUGAACCAAGCUCUAUCAUCAACAUCCCCGGUGAGUCAACCCUGAGGCGGGACUUCCUGCGCCUCCAGCUGGCCAAUAAGGAGCGCUCGGAGGCGCAGCGGCGGCAGCAGCUAGAGCAACAGCAGAACGAGGAGCACAAGCGCUUACUGUUGGCCGAAAGACAGAAACGCAUUGAGGAGCAGAAGGAGCAGAGGAAGCGGCUGGAGGAACAGCAACAGCGAGAGCGUGAGCUGAGGAAACAGCAUGAGCGGGAACAGAGGAGACGCUACGAGGAAAUGGAGCAGCUCCGCAGAGAGGAGGAGAGGAGGCAUGCAGAGAGAGAACAGGAGUAUAUCCGUAGACAGCUGGAAGAGGAACAGAGGCAGUUAGAGAUUCUCCAGCAGCAACUACUACAAGAACAGGCAUUACUGCUGGAGUACAAGCGUAAGCAGGUAGAGGAGCAGCGGCAGGCAGAACGGCUACAGAGGCAGCUCCAGCAGGAGAGAGCCUACCUGGUGUCUCUACAACAGCAGCAGCAGCAACAACAGCAGGAGGGUAGGCAAGCAGAGAAGAAACCGCUUUACCACUACAAAGACGUCAUCAAUCCUACUGACAAGCCAGCCUGGGCUAAAGAGGUGGAGGAGCGAUCUAAGCUGAACAGACAGAGUUCUCCAGCACUGCAGCACAAAUUGUCCAACCGCAUCUCCGACCCCUCCCUCCCUCCCCGCUCAGAGUCCUUCAGCAGCGGGGGCAUGCAGCCCGCCCGCACCCCACCCAUCCACCGUUCCAUCGAACCACAGAUGGCUCAUCUGGUUCCAGUGAAAACCCACUCUAGCUCCAUGUCUGGCUCUCAGUCACUGCAGGACCAGACAGGUACAGCUCUGAGUGAGGGCAUCAGCGUGGGCUCCCCCAGACCUGAGAUGCCCCGUCAGAACUCUGACCCCACCUCUGACACACCGGCACCCCAACCGCUGCGUAUCACAGAUCGGGACAGAACCGCCUGGCUAAGAGAGGAGGAUAUCCCACCAAAGGUCCCUCAGAGGACCACUUCCAUCUCCCCAGCCCUGGUCAGGAAGAACUCCCCUAACGGAGGAGUGGGUCUGGGACCUCGCACGGGUUCUCAGCUCAUCCGGGCUAGUAACCCAGACCUGCGACGCUCAGAGCUCUCUCUGGACGCCAUGCUGCAAAGAACCUCCUCCAACUCAUCAUCAUCAUCCUCCCCUUCAUCUCAGGGAGGCUCAGCCGAGAGGCGAGGUACAAAAGCGCGCACUCAAAAACUCUCAAACACCAAGCAGGAAGGAUCCCCUCCGGGAGCCAAUCAGGAGGCAAAGCCCAAACAGGAGGAGGGCCGUGAAUCAGCCAGACCCAGCAGACCUGCAAGCUAUAAGAAAGCCAUAGAUGAGGACCUAAGUGCAUUGGCUAAGGAACUCAGAGAAUUGAGGGUGGAGGAGGGGACCAGACCUCCAGUCAAGGUGACAGACUACUCGUCCUCCAGUGAUGAUUCAGAGAGCAGUGAUGAGGACGGGGAGACAGUGGGGCAUGAUGGGACUGUUGCUGUUAGCGACAUCCCCCGCAUCAUGCCAGCAAUGCAGAGUAGCAGUGAGUCGUACGGAGGGCUGACAGAGGACUCUCUGGGAGAUGCCUAUAAUAGCUCGAAGGACGGCACUCUGGUGAUGAGAGAGGCAGAGGAGAGGAGGAGAGGUGGUCACACAGAGAGUAACGGCUUUGGGAAUCACAGUAACCAUGGUAACCUCCCUGACCUGUUACAGCAGAGCAACUCUCCCUCAGCCACACCCACAGCCCUGCAGGAACUUGGUGACAUGGCUGAGUUUGGUUUGGGUGGGUCCAAAGCAUCCUUCACACCAUUUGUUGAUCCACGUGUCUAUCAAACCUCCCCGAAUGAUGAUGAUGAUGAUGAUGAUAAUGAUAACUCAGCAGCAGCCAUGUUUGCAAAUGAACUUAUGAGGCAGGAGCAGGCCAGACUAAAUGAAGCCAGAAAGAUCUCUGUUGUCAACGUCAACCCAACAAACAUCAGACCCCACAGUGACACACCAGAGAUCCGCAAAUACAAGAAACGCUUCAACUCUGAGAUCCUGUGUGCUGCACUCUGGGGUGUGAACCUUCUGGUGGGGACAGAGAACGGUCUAAUGCUGCUUGAUCGAAGCGGACAGGGAAAAGUGUAUAACCUGAUCACCAGACGGCGUUUCCUACAAAUGGAUGUGCUUGAGGGGCUCAAUGUGCUAGUCACCAUAUCUGGGAAGAAGAAUAAGUUGCGUGUCUACUACUUGUCCUGGCUGAGGAACAGAAUAUUACAUAAUGACCCAGAAGUAGAGAAGAAGCAGGGUUGGAUUACAGUUGGAGAACUGGAGGGAUGUGUGCAUUAUAAAGUUGUUAAAUAUGAGAGGAUUAAGUUCCUGGUGAUUGCCCUGAAGACCUCUGUGGAAAUCUACGCCUGGGCUCCCAAACCUUACCAUAAGUUCAUGGCGUUUAAGUCAUUCACUGAGUUGCAGCAUCGUCCCCAGCUGGUUGACCUUACAGUGGAAGAAGGUCAGAGGUUAAAGGUCAUCUAUGGCUCCAGCGUGGGCUUCCAUGUCAUCGACGUGGACUCAGGCAACCCUUACGAUAUCUACAUCCCCUCACAUAUCCAGAGCCAGGUGACACCCCAUGCCAUCGUGGUGCUCCCUAAGACUGAUGGGAUGGAGAUGCUGCUGUGUUACGAGGACGAGGGUGUCUACGUCAACACCUAUGGUCGAAUCACAAAGGACGUGGUGCUACAGUGGGGAGAGAUGCCUACCUCUGUUGCCUAUAUCCAUUCUAAUCAGAUUAUGGGCUGGGGUGAGAAAGCCAUAGAGAUCCGCUCUGUGGAGACGGGUCACCUGGAUGGAGUCUUCAUGCACAAGAGAGCCCAGAGACUCAAGUUCCUCUGUGAGCGAAAUGACAAGGUAUUCUUUGCAUCUGUGCGUUCAGGAGGUAGCAGCCAAGUUUUCUUCAUGACCCUCAACAGAAACUCUAUGAUGAACUGGUGAUGGCUCCUGCAAUUGUCCGCUCUGCCUCACUCUCCCAUCGAUCAGCCCACCUUGGCUCACGGCACCUCUCACAAAUGAACAUGAUCGAGGAGUGGCCACAAGUGAACUCUUUAACACUGGAGAGACUAAAAAGGUUUAGAAAAAAAGUUAUUGUAAAGAAAAACAACAACGACCUGUUCUAAAUGAAGAGACAUGUUACCUUAGAUUCUAUCAGGUCAUGCAGAAGCCAUGGUUACUCAACUGACUGGCAAACUGGUGCCACUGACUUUCCAAAUAUUCUCUUCCUUCCUUUUUCUCUUCCCCUGUCUGUAACUCUUUUUCCCCUUUUAUCUGUCUUUGUUAUUUUCUCUCUGCAAGGACCAGUGCAUUCAAGUGUUCAUCAACUUAAGAGCUACACUUUACACCUGCCUACCACUGUCUCCCUCUUCCUUUUGUCCAUCCCUUCUUCAUCACCAAGUCUCUGCUCCUUCCACUUCCAUCUAGUCAUCACUUUUUCAGUACUUUGACAUCCGUGUCCUCCAUCUCCCUCACUUGCUGUCAGCCAUGUGUGGGCCCAUUCCCCGAGAACUACACCGCACAGGCUGGAGGAAGAAUAGAUAAUCCAAUUUAAUCUAAAUUUAAAUAUAUACUUCUGAAUAUGACAGUGCAGGGAGGGCAGCUGAGAAAUGACAAAUCUACUCUGAAUAUUGGCCGUGAGAGCAUAAAACCUGAUUGAUUUUCUUCUCUGUCACUCCCCUCCUCCUCCUCCCCUACUUCCUCUUCUUGCCAUCAUUUCAGGCUCCAAGUAGACUGAAUUAUGAUUUAAUGUUCAAUUGCAUUUUUGCUGAUAGAGGUGCAAUGAGACACUGCUGUCAUAGGCAGGUUGUAACAGUAUGCAAACAUGAUGUCUGUGUCCCUUUAAAAUGAAAUCACUGGUCCGCUUAGUCUCCUUUCUUUCCGUUUCCCCCCUCCUGUCAACCCCCAUUAUCACCAACAUCAUCAUCAUCACACCUCUCUUAACGUCUUUAAAUUCUGAAGGUGCUGCAUCAGAUAUACUGUAAUAUUACAAUGAACAAUGAGAGUCAUUCUGUUCAUUACAUAUAUGUUUAUUUCUGUUCUUUUCCUUUUCUGUGUAACAGUUUGGAGUCAGUCAGUCUUGAAGCUUGAUGAAUUGUACAGCACAUGUGUGUCCCUGAAUCAGGAGUGUAUGUCAGUGUGUGUGUGCGUGUGUGUUUUACUUGAUGUGGAAAUGAAUCCCAUUCAAAUCAAGUUUGAAUCAAAGUGCGACAUUGAAGUCAAUGUCUAGAAAAAGAGUCAAGUAAUUCAGUCUCUGUGUGUGAACUCUGACCUUAAUACGAUCAAAGCAACACUGAGUGUAUUUACAUGCAGAUUUAUGAUAGUAUCUUCUUGGUAUGAAGUUUAUGAGUUGGUGUAUCUAAACACCAUGCAUUUAAAAAUAGGCAAUAUUAGAGGUUGAUUUUUGGAGAAUGUUUUUCUUUCCUUUGACACAGAAAUAUUCAAAAUGGUCUGGCUAUUUGUAAACACAGUGACAUGAAGAUCCAUAUUAACGCCUCAUCCUGAAUUUGAUGUUAACAGGAUAUGAGCUGGUACCCCUAAUACUGUGUGCAUGUGAAUGCACUCAUUGUUGAAAGCUGUGGUGUCCUUUUUGAGUCAUGCUCCUGUGUGAUUGGUUCUUCUGAUUUUGGCUCCUAACUGUUUGAACGGUGCCUAGCAUGAUGUAAGCAAAACUAAAACGGAGGCCAAAAGUUUAUCACUUACAUUAUAAUUCAAAUUUCUAUUGCCUACAGGCUCACUUUACACUGUUUUCUUUGUGUUAUGAUCUAACUUUUAACACAUAGUUGAUGUUAUUUGUCUCUCCUAAUGGAGGUGUGCAUUAACGAAGCUGAGACUUGAUUUAUUCUUUGAAAGGAGUAACUGAACAUGAUAUGAUACAAUCUUACAAUUUCAUUCUAAAUCAUUAAUACAUACUGUAUUCUAUUUAUAACACUAUUGAGGGUGGACUAGUUCAUGCAUACUCAUCCAUGUUGGAGAGCAAUAUAAUGCAGAUUAGCCUCUUUGUUGGAUAUACUGUAGGCUUAGCAGUGUUGGCCUAUGGUUGACGAAGUUGAGAUGACACAAAAGAAUACACGUUCCCCAAUUACAUAAUCAUCACCUGAAUCAAGUUUUUCAGUUAAACAGGUUUCUGGUAUAUUUUAAAGGACUUUUUUACACUUGCAUUGAGUAGUUGUUCCUGUGCAGCUGUAAGUUAGGUUCACUGAUCUCUGUUAGGGGGAGCAGACUGACAUUUUUAGCAAUAAAGAGCCGAGCUGAAGAAACCACUGUCUUCCCUGUGUGUGUGUGUGUGCGUGCAUGCAUCUGUGUGUAUGAUUAAUGAGCAAGUGUGAAUGGGGCAUUAAUACUAUGUUUGUCCAUUAUGAAACUCACUCUUCCCAUUGGAAAUGCUGAUGGUCAUUACACUGAGGACUCUCCUUUCAAAGACAAAACCACUGUAUUCUUUAUUCUGUUUAUUUCCUGUUUUUCUUUAUUUUUGAAAGAGCAUUACUAAUGUCCUGUUUUGGGAUUUAUUUGUUUUGUAAAAGAGAUGCUGUAAGAGAGAAUUAAA
Molecule: messenger RNA, 6720 nt
Organism: Scomber scombrus (Atlantic mackerel)
Lineage: Eukaryota; Metazoa; Chordata; Actinopteri; Scombriformes; Scombridae
Gene: tnika
Product: TRAF2 and NCK interacting kinase a
Exons: 35
Coding region: 108-4118 (1336 amino acids)
Biological process (GO): protein phosphorylation
Molecular function (GO): ATP binding; protein kinase activity
Source: RefSeq, a predicted model, not a curated record